Messenger RNA from Rotaria sp. Silwood1, 327 nucleotides. The record is from the annotation of a GenBank genome assembly. Lineage: Eukaryota; Metazoa; Rotifera; Eurotatoria; Philodinida; Philodinidae.
AUGUCGAUCAUCAAAGAUAAAUUUGCUAAUCGUGUGUCAUGGAUUGUAUUUAUUUUCCUUGCUAUUCAAACAACUCAAAUUCUUUCGGGUUUCACUGAUGUUCCACCUCCACCUCCACGACCAGAACGUUUUCAUUCUCGUGAAGAACUUAAACGUUAUUUACAACUUGUACACGAAUAUUAUGCUAUCAUUGGUCGACCACGUUUUGGUCGUUCUACCGUACAACCACGGAUGGAUCCAAGUGAUGUUAGUCUCUUUAAUUUCUUUGAUAUAAAUGGUGACAAAUCAAUAUCAUACGAGGAAUUGCAUGACCGACUUGGAGUAUAA